Messenger RNA from Centruroides sculpturatus (bark scorpion), 1675 nucleotides. RefSeq names its product cytochrome P450 3A41-like. The record is from RefSeq and is a predicted model, not a curated record. Gene Ontology annotation, molecular function: monooxygenase activity; iron ion binding; heme binding. The coding region runs from base 82 to 1590 and encodes 502 amino acids. Lineage: Eukaryota; Metazoa; Arthropoda; Arachnida; Scorpiones; Buthidae. The transcript is spliced from 13 exons.
UGUAUAACCUUGAAAUAUUUAUCAAUCGUUACGUGUUUCUUUGAAUGUGGACAAGGUUUUAUUCGUUACCUUAAAAGAAAAAUGUAUUUUAAUGCUCUUCUGCUUUUAUCUAUUGUCGUUUGUAUAAUUUUUUCAUGGAUAAGAUGGAGAAAGGGGAAAAUGAAUUUAUUCCAAAGAUAUGGCAUUCCGGGUCCGAAACCUAAUUUCAUUACUGGAAAUAUGAAUGAAUUUCACGAAAAGAGAAACAAAUGUAUAGACGAAUGGUUGCAACAAUAUGGAAAUAUAUUUGGAUUUUUCUUCGGAGCCAAGCCUUAUCUAGUCUGCAAUGACUUGGAACUGAUAAAAAUUUUACAAGUAAAAGAAUUCAAAAAUUUUGCAAAUAAAGAUUUAGUACUUCCUGAUUCGGGAAUUCCUCAUAAAUUGUAUACUCAUUUUAUGGAAUUACAACACGAUGAAAAAUGGAAAAACACGAGAAGUAUCCUUAGUACCUCGUUCAGUUCCGGAAAAAUUAAAAUGAUGAGCACUUUAAUGGAGGAUCCAAUAAAUAUAUUUCUGAAGAAAAUUGAAAAACUAAAUGGAAAACCUUUUGACAUUCUUGAAUAUUUUAAAAAAUUAACAUUUGAUGUUAUUUGUAGUUCAGCAUUUGGCAUUAAAACUGACGUGCAAAAUAACGAAACGAGUAAGUUCAUUCAAUCCGCACACACUAUCUUCGAAGUUGAUUCUACUGAUAUUUUGUGUACCAUAUCAAUUUGUUUCCCGGAAUUUGAACCUAUUCCAAUGUAUUUAAGACAGUUUAAAGACGCCAUUAAAAACAUGUUAAACCUUCCAGCUGUGAGUGUUGUUUUCGAUACAUGUAAACAAAUAAUCAACUCUCGAAAAAAAUCCGAGUAUCAUCCACCAGAUCUGCUACAGACUAUGAUAGAUGCCGAAGGCGAUUCGGAAUAUGAAGCGAAAAAACUUAGUGUCGACGAAGUUAGUGCUAAUGCCACCAUUUUUAUAGUAGCCAGUUAUGAUAAUACUAGCAAUACAUUAGGAUGGAGUACAUAUUAUCUUGCUCAUCAUCCCGAAGCCCAAGAUAAAGCUUUACAAGAAAUAAAUGAUAACAUUAAAAAUCACGAAGCUAUCCAAUAUACAGAUUUAGUCAAAUUAAAAUACUUGGAUCAAGUCUUAUCGGAAACACUUCGUUUAACACCAUUGCCAAUAGUUGCGAUAAAUAGAAUAUGUAAGGAAGAUUUUCGAUAUAAAGAUGUGACCAUUCCAAAAGGAGCCGUUGUACUUGUUCCUGUGCCUAUCCUUCAAAAAGACUCUAAUUACUGGAAAGAUCCGGAGAAAUUUGAUCCCGAAAGAUUUUCGCCGAAGAAUCACAUCGAUCCAUUUAUUUACCAACCAUUUGGCGCGGGACCUAGGAUUUGUAUAGGGGUGAGAUUGGCCCAAACAAUCAUGAAAUUGAUUCUAGCAAAUCUUAUUAGAUCCUUCAAAUUAGAACCACACGGAGAUUCGGAAUUGGAAUUGGAACAUACUUUAUUUAUGACUCGUCCUAAAAAUGGUAUAAUGAUGAGGGCAAUACCAUACAGUAAUGCAGCUUCAUAGGGAAGUUAUUAUCUAGAUGCAAAAUUUGGAAAUCCUUUAGCUGAAAUUGGAAUUAAACAUUAAAAUUUUAAGUUUUAUAAUUGUC